This is a messenger RNA of Malus domestica (apple), 1611 nucleotides long. RefSeq names its product serine/threonine-protein kinase 54-like. Gene Ontology annotation, molecular function: protein serine/threonine kinase activity; ATP binding. Gene Ontology annotation, biological process: protein phosphorylation. Gene Ontology annotation, cellular component: plasma membrane. The record is from RefSeq and is a predicted model, not a curated record. NCBI's taxonomy places the organism in Eukaryota, Viridiplantae, Streptophyta, Magnoliopsida, Rosales, Rosaceae.
AAAGAGAGGAGAGAGAGAGAGAGAGGGAAAAAGUGGGCGAGAGAGUGAGGUGGGUCAGAAACACACGUCGUCCUCAGGCAAAAUCCAUGUGCCCACAUGGAUGAUGGCGAGAGAAGCAACAGAGUAACACUACUACUGCUUGAUCUUGGUGACACCAUUUAUAACCCUUCUCCUCCUCCUCCUUCUGCAACAUCCUCACAAGAAGCAGACAACUUUCGAAACAGUGACUGACUGACUACCCCAAAAAUAGCGAGCUUUCUUCACUUUCUGACACCAGACCGUGAAAAAAAAUGAAGGAGAAGAGCGACGGCGGCGGAGGCGGAGGCGGGUAUUUGAGGGCGGAUCAGAUAGAUCUGAAGAGCUUGGACGAGCAGCUGCAGCGGCACCUCAGCAGGGCAUGUACGAUGGAGAAGAACAAGAAGCCGGAGGAAGACGAAGAGGCAGUGGCGGCGUCGAGGAGCAACACUCCCAGAAGGCAAGAGUGGGAGAUUGAUCCCUCCAAGCUCGUCGUCAAGGGCGCUAUAGCUCGUGGCACUUUCGGCGCGGUUCACCGUGGCAUGUACGACGGCCAAGACGUCGCCGUUAAACUUCUAGAUUGGGGAGAAGAGGGGCAUAGAUCAGAUGCUGAAAUAGCUUCACUAAGAGCAGCUUUUACUCAAGAAGUUGCUGUCUGGCAUAAGCUUGAGCACCCUAAUGUAACCAAGUUUAUAGGGGCUACAAUGGGAUCAUCGGAGCUACACAUACAAACAGAUAAUGGCCAAGUUGGCAUGCCAAGUAAUGUUUGUUGUGUUGUUGUUGAAUAUUGUCCUGGCGGUGCACUGAAAUCUUACCUCAUAAAGAACCGCAGAAGGAAGCUGGCAUUCAAACUAGUUGUCCAACUGGCAUUGGAUCUUGCAAGAGGUUUGUGCUAUCUUCAUUCGAAGAAGAUUGUUCACAGAGAUGUUAAAACAGAAAACAUGCUUCUGGACAAGACACGAACUGUAAAAAUAGCCGAUUUUGGGGUUGCUCGUGUUGAGGCUUCAAAUCCUAAUGAAAUGACUGGGGAAACUGGAACCCUCGGUUACAUGGCUCCAGAGGUUCUAAAUGGCCACCCAUAUAACAGAAAAUGUGAUGUGUACAGUUUCGGAAUCUGCUUGUGGGAAAUAUACUGUUGUGACAUGCCGUAUCCUGAUCUCAGCUUCUCGGAAGUGACAUCAGCCGUUGUCCGCCAGAAUCUGAGGCCAGAGAUACCUCGUUGUUGCCCAAGUGCUCUUGCAAAUGUGAUGAAGCGAUGUUGGGACGCUAGCCCUGACAAGCGGCCUGAGAUGGACGAGGUGGUGGCCAUGUUGGAGGCCAUUGACACAUCUAAAGGUGGAGGUAUGAUCCCCGGGGACCAGCCGCAGGGUUGUUUCUGUUUCCUCAAGUACCGCGGACCUUGAAAGAUUUGCUCCUCGUCCGGCAAGCGAGAGACGCGAAAGGAACGUGUCCGUUCUGGAAAUUCAAUUUGUAUUAGAUUGAAUUGAAUAGAUUGAGAGAAGUGAAUACAAAAGUGUGGAGGCUGUAGGUUUAAUAUGUGCUCUGCAACAUCAGUUGCUUGUUGGACUAUAAACUUGUGAAGCUUUCGUUUCUUUA